AUGGGAAUCUGGUUAUCUCAGAGAAAGUAUCGUAAAAAUCAAAAGAAAGAGUGGGGGGAGGUGGAAAUCCUAUCUCAUAAUAAGAAGACUGAUCAGGCUAAGGAGGUACACGGCUGCCAAGCAACUGGAACAUGUCAGCAGUAUCAAUCCAGUCGUGCAAUAGAUGGAGACAUUAGCACGUGUACAAGGACAGUGCCAAUAGGAAUACAAUCAACAUAUCCAGAUAAAUGGACAUGGUGGUAUGUUGACCUUGAGAAAGUACUCAGCAUCUUCAGCAUCAGAAUACAGUUCAAAUACUAUGGAGAACAAUAUGUUAUGAGACAAAGAGGACGUUUUGCUGGUUUUUCACUCAAUGUGUCAAACACAACUAUAAAGGAGGAUGGAUAUCUAUGUUACAAGAACGGACAGGAGUUACCGACCUUGGAUUUCAGUACCACUUGUGUCAAACAUGGACGUUACGUUAUAUUUUACAAUGAAAGACUUGACGGAACAACUUAUCCUACCGCAUAUGAAACAUACAAUGUUCACACUGAAUUAUGUGAAGUAAUUGUAACAGGUUGUAAAGAAUCCGAUGUGUAUGGAUAUAACUGUGAUCUACCCUGUCCAAACAACUGUCAGGAAUUGAGAUGUGACAUUCUCAACGGAACGUGUUUGGGUUGUACUGCAGGAUGGGCGGGAGAAUUUUGUAAUGAAUCAUGUCCAGCUGGAUAUUACGGUUUACAGUGUAGAUCUACGUGUACUGGACACUGCAAAGACAACCUGUCCUGUAACCACACCACUGGAAAAUGUGACUAUGGAUGUGGUAAUGGAUGGACAGGGAUACAUUGUAACACACAGUGUCCUGCAGAAUCAUACGGCCCUGAUUGUGUGUAUAACUGUAGUGGACAGUGUUUGAGUUACUUCCCCUGUAACAGAACAACAGGAAAAUGUGACGGAGGCUGUAAUCCAGGAUAUACCGGGGAACUCUGUGACAAAGAGUGCCCUCCAGAAACAUAUGGUCCAAAUUGUCUGUAUAUCUGUGGUGAACGUUGUCUUAGUGACUUACCUUGUAACAGGACAACGGGGAUACGUGACGGUUACUGUAAUGCAGGAUAUACCGGGGAACCCACUGGAAAAGACGCACGUAAUACCAGGGAUGCCGAGUAUAGUACUCCGGAUGCAUACAUCGCAAUCUUGUCUAUCUCACUGGUCAUCAACUUUGUCCUUGUCGUUGUCAUUGUUGUAUUAUUGAGGGUAAUCUACUACCGAAAACAAGAGAAGCGUUCCUCAGACUAUAUCGUGAGUGCAGAAAGAUCACCGCCAUCACAAGUCAGCAAUAAUGACGUACAACAAUAUCAGGAACUCAGCAUGCCCAAUGAUAGUUCAUAUCAGAAUCUGGCAUUAAGAGAUCGUUCGUAA
Molecule: messenger RNA, 1398 nt
Organism: Ostrea edulis (European flat oyster)
Lineage: Eukaryota; Metazoa; Mollusca; Bivalvia; Ostreida; Ostreidae
Product: multiple epidermal growth factor-like domains protein 10
Exons: 9
Coding region: 1-1398 (465 amino acids)
Molecular function (GO): scavenger receptor activity
Source: RefSeq, a predicted model, not a curated record